This is a messenger RNA of Penicillium salamii, 2757 nucleotides long. The record is from the annotation of a GenBank genome assembly. Lineage: Eukaryota; Fungi; Ascomycota; Eurotiomycetes; Eurotiales; Aspergillaceae.
AUGAGCGCGGAACAGCGCCAAGCCACUGGCUCCAGCGCCAAAUCAAAAAAGAGGUGGACGGACCUCGAUGAAGAUGGGAAGGCAGAACCCAAACGCCAACGGGUGUCGCGCGCCUGCGAUAGUUGCCGAUCGAAGAAGGACAAGUGUGACGGGAAACAACCAAUAUGUUCGACAUGUGCCUCGCUCUCACGGCCAUGUACCUACAAAGCCAAUCCGAAAAAGCGAGGCUUGCCGACAGGCUACAUUCGAUCACUAGAGCUACUCUGGGGACUGGUGUUUCAACGGAUCCAUGGCAGUGAGGAUGUGAUGCGUGCUUUGAUGCGAUCGACCAAUCUUCCCAGUCAUCUGGCCACAAUGGGAAAGGAAGCAGAAGGAUCCGAUGCAUUGAUGGCUUCCUUCAAAAACAGCGCAGUGCUCCGGGAUAUCGAGCGGAUCCUGGUGAUGCUGGAACAACCGGAAGAGGAGAGGGAACGAAGUCUGCAGGCUUAUGGAGACGGGGAAACACCGCUCGAUGUUGACUCUAUACUUUCCUCGGCCGAUGCCCAGGAAUGGCACAUCCCCGAAGGCUUAGAGACUCGUGAGACACCUUUACCUGGGAUAUCGCCCAGUCGAACGGCAAUCGGCAUUUCCCCCUUCAAGAAUCCCUCAAGGUCGACUAGAGAGUGCGGUGUUCAGACUGAGUUGGACGAUGUAUCCUCACCCUCUUUUGCCCUCCAACCGAAUUACGACGACCCUCGAUCGCUUUCAACCAAAACUCCCCUCCAACUCCCUUAUAAUGCAUGGCCCCUGUUCGACAUCUACUUCUCUUACACGCAAUGCUGGUUUCCAAUACUGGAAAAGCACGACAUACUUCGGACUGCCUUUCAAUACACUGAAGGCGAUGUUUUCAUCUCACGUUUUGCCCCCGGGUCCGGGGAGCAUGCUGCCCUAUGGGCUGUUUUAACACUCGCGUCACUCCAAGAUGCCUCGAUUAGCGCCACUAGACAGACGGACGAGCAACCCAGGGAUCAACUCACUCCGUCCCAAAUGUACGAUAUCGCCCGCCAGUUGAUUCCCUCUGAAAGCGGCCCCCACGAGAUAGGACACGUGCAAGCGCUCCUGAUCUUGGGCCUGGUCAAAUUUGGACAGCAGGAGUGGACGGCAUCCUGGAUGUUGAUCGGCCAAGCUGCACGGAUUUCCAAUACAUUGGGUCUGGACCAGCCUUCGUAUCCAUCAUCAUCCAGAACUGCUGAUCAAGAAAAACAGCUGGGUCGGGCAAAGCAUGUUUUUCUGGGUUGCUUCUUUCUAGAGACCUUUGUUGCCGAGAAAACCUCACAGUGCCCAUCUCUGCGACGGGCAGACUUGGCCCGAGUAGGAUCAAUCAACGAGGAUGGACUUGAAGAAUGGCAUCCCUGGGAGGAUCAGACUGGCCUACGACCCCCACAGUCUUCACGUUCGUCUAUGCAGCGUGGGCCUCUUCAUGCUUUGAGCACCUUCAACCGUCUGGUUAGCUUGGUGUCUAUCCUCAACGAGCUCUGCUGUUGCAAAUAUGAUCCAACAAUAUCGCGGUCGCAGCUGGAGCAGCUGGAGCUACAAUUACAACGUUGGGUGACAGCAUUGCCAAAAAGCUAUCGGGUUGAUCUCCAAAGUCGACCCAUACGCAUCGCUUCGCCACACAUCUUCGGCUUAGAAAUGACAUAUGAGAGCGUUGCCGUUGCUCUCAGCUCUCAAAUCGCCAUCCGCGAAUGUGAUCAGAACAUAUUGGACCCGCCGCACAAACAUCGUGCGACCGAAAGUUCAAAACGGCUUCUACAGCUCCUCCAAUUCUACAUGGAAACAUACAGCUUUGCCGCCACGCCACCAACCUUCGGUAUGAUGCUCCAGUUUGGUCUCCCGCGAUCACAGUCUCGAGAACUUCCGUCGGACCUGGAUCUCGGAUUGCAAAACAAGAUACACGCCUUUUCCUCCCACCUUUCUGCGCUUUGGGCCAUGGCAGAUCGACCGACUGCUGGCCCCAGUCUAGCCCAGAGGCCUCAGCCCAUGACGAUAGGUGCGUCCCCAAUGUCGCAGCAGAUGGAGGGUUCCACUAGUGGUGAAAUGUCGCUUCCGUUGGGCAUAUCCAUUCCAACCUCACAACACCCCACUCCAGGCGAUGGAAACCCUCCUAGCAGCUCGCACACCACCGCGCCUCAUCCAGACCAAUUUAUGUCCACCCCAUGGCUUCGGUCCACACAGCACAUCGAAGACAUCUCUCUCCUCCCUACCCCCUCCUCCCUUACCUCUGUUGGAGCCCCGACCGAACUUCCCCCACAACAAGGCCAUAUGGGUGGUCCUGUUGGCAAUGCCCUUGCCCACCCGAGCUCCGCCCCGGGAAAACCACACAAUGGAACCGGCAUGCUCACGCAACUUUCCCCUACAUACCACCACAAUGCCCCAUAUCAUCCCAAUGCAUAUCAAGACCCGUCGCUCGCUGCGGGCACGUUCGUAGAUAUGGAUGGAUAUGGCGCACCACGGCGACAGCGAAUUGCCCCCGAUCUCGAUGCACUAUUUGAUGAAUUGGCAUCCCUUGACGGCGCAGAAAAGGCCGAUAACCAGCCAGAAUUCAUGCAGAAUCUCGGUUUCGUGUCUGAUGCGGGCAUUCCUGAACUCUACUCGUUCUCCGGUCAGGUUGAGCCCUUCUUGCUCGCACAGACGCAGCAACUACCCGGUGACAGUACGCCAUCCGGCGUACGGCGGGAGUCACAGUCGCUGGGCAUGUCGGGAACUCCUAAGCGAUGA